CUUAGCUAGUUUAGUCAGACUGUUGGAGUUUGGAGUUCUGUUCGGAGCAGAGAUUAGUCGGAUUCAGAGGGCAUCAUUAAUUUCUCCUCGACUGUUUUGGUGAGAGGAAUUCCUCUGCCGGCUCAAUUUUAUCGUCCCGCGUUCUAUAGAGACUAUAGUCUCUCAUUUUUUUAUCGCAUACUUAUUAAUUUAGCGAAAGUCGCCUAAUCGGUGCAAUCGUUGAAAAAAAUCCACCUUACUGCUGGGGAGAGUUCACGUCAAUUCAAUUAAAAGUGCGUUCAUGUAUAUCUGUACAAGUGCGUGAGGCGAGGCGAGAGGCAACAUAUUUUACAGUACAUACAUACAACACGUCAGUGGUGUAUAGUAGUUCUAGUUGUAGUACAGCAGAGAAAAGCAGCUGGAGUAUACGAGCCAGCUAACGUUGACAAUGGCCUACGAAACUAAGUACAUAUUCGCGACGCUGCCGCGCACCCAGAGGGGCCAACCACUGGUACUCGGGGCCGAUCCAAAGGGGAAAAAUUUUCUCUACACAAACGGCAACAGCGUCAUCAUUCGCAACAUCGAGAAUCCGGCUAUCUCGGACAUAUACACCGAACACUCGUGUCCCGUAAACGUCGCCAAGUACUCACCGAGUGGUUUUUACAUUGCUUCUGGAGAUCAGUCCGGUAAGGUGAGAAUCUGGGACACCGUGAACAAGGAGCACAUCCUGAAAAAUGAGUUCCACCCGAUCGGGGGCCCGAUCAAGGAUAUCGCCUGGUCACCCGACAAUCAGCGAAUGGUCGUCGUUGGUGAGGGCCGCGAAAGAUUUGGCCACGUGUUCAUGUCCGACACCGGCACGUCCGUCGGGGAGAUUUCGGGACAGAGCAAGCCCAUCAACUCCUGCGACUUUCGGCCGGCAAGACCCUUUAGGCUGAUCACAGGUAGCGAGGAUAAUACGAUCGCCGUUUUCGAGGGACCGCCGUUCAAGUUCAAGAUGACCAAACAGGAUCACACCCGAUUCGUGCAGGCGGUUCGCUACUCGCCCUCCGGCAACUUGUUCGCCUCCGCUGGUUUCGACGGCAAAGUUUACCUCUAUGACGGCACGACUUCCGAACUCGUCGGCGAAGUUGGCUCGCCCGCGCAUCAGGGAGGCGUUUACGGGGUGGCUUGGAAACCCGACGGUACUCAACUCCUGACCGCCUCGGGAGAUAAAACUUGCAAGCUCUGGGACGUCGAGACGAGGACUCUCGUCGAUGAGUUCAUUAUGGGCAAUACGGUUGACGAUCAACAGGUGAGCUGUUUGUGGCAAGGAAAUCACGUUCUCUCUGUAUCACUCAGUGGCUUCAUCAACUAUCUUGAUCUCAAUAAUCCACUCAAGCCUCUGAGGAUAGUGAAGGGACACAACAAACCGAUAACAGUAUUAACAACGAGCCAAGACAAGAGCACGAUAUACACAGGCUCGCACGAUGGGUACGUCACGAACUGGAAAUCGUCGACUGGUGAAAACGAUCGCGUACAAGGCCAGGGUCACGGCAAUCAAAUUAAUGGUAUGAACGCAUCGGCCGAUCUUGUCUACACUGCGGGUAUCGACGACACCCUCCGAGCGAUUGACAUAGCGACUAAUUCGUACGAAAACACGUCAGUAUUGAGGCUGGGUUCGCAGCCAAGAGGACUCGAUAUUUAUAAUGGUUUAGUUAUCGUUGCUGCUGUUAAACAGCUUGUAGUCACUAAAGACGGAAAGAAAGUAUCGGGCUUGCCGAUCAAUUACGACCCCUCAUGCGUGACCGUUAAUCAAAGCAACGGAGAUGUUGCCGUUGGUUCCACUUCGGAUAAUAAGGUAUACGUUUAUACUCUGGACGGCACUAAUCUCACUCCAAAGACUGAACUGGAACACUUGGGUGCCGUGACUGAUGCAGCCUACAGUCCUGAUAAUAAAUACUUAGUUGCCUGUGAUGCACACCGCAAAGUCGUUCUUUACGUCGUUCCAGAGUACAAGAAGUUGGCGCACAAUAAGGAAUGGGGCUUCCAUAGUGCAAGAGUAAACUGCGUGGCAUGGAAUCCAGAAUCAUCAAUGGUAGCAAGUGGAAGUCUUGAUACUACAAUCAUUAUUUGGAGUGUGACUAAUCCCGCGAAACACACGAUUAUAAAGAAUGCCCACUCACAAAGCCAAAUCACUAAGCUCGAGUGGUUGGACGAAGAAAGCGUAAUUUCCGUUGGACAGGAUUGUAACACAAAGAUAUGGCGUGUGGAGAAAAUCUGAUUGAGCUGAAGCUAGAUGGGAGAACCUGUUUUGAUAAGAAACAGCUUUAUUAACAACGGAUGCAUUUUAUUUAUUUCUUACUGAUUCCUAGCUCGCAAAUCACAUUGUAUAUUAUUUUUAAUACAACAAUCGAUAUACAAUCAUUGAGAUAAUUUAAUUAGUCGAAUUAAUUAUUAAUGACUCAUCAAGUUUCAAUUUCGAUUACUUUAAAAAUCGUUUGGACAGUGAUUCAAGUAUACUUAUGAUUUAAAAUGCCUAUUUUCUGGCUAUGACAAAUUAUUGUUUUGUUUUCACCCUUUUUUGUUAUAUCAACUAUUAACUCUGACGUGAAAACCUUGUUAAAAAUAAAAAUUUUGUAUCGACUCAAAUUUUAUAAGCUAAAAAAAUAUCAAGUUCCA
Copidosoma floridanum is the source of this 2637-nucleotide messenger RNA. RefSeq names its product actin-interacting protein 1 flr (gene flr). The record is from RefSeq and is a predicted model, not a curated record. Gene Ontology annotation, molecular function: actin filament binding. Gene Ontology annotation, biological process: actin filament depolymerization; locomotion; sarcomere organization. Lineage: Eukaryota; Metazoa; Arthropoda; Insecta; Hymenoptera; Encyrtidae. Gene Ontology annotation, cellular component: cortical actin cytoskeleton.